Molecule: messenger RNA, 621 nt
Organism: Didymodactylos carnosus
Lineage: Eukaryota; Metazoa; Rotifera; Eurotatoria; Philodinida; Philodinidae
Source: the annotation of a GenBank genome assembly
AUGGCUGCUGCAUUUGACUAUUUAUGUAAAAUUGUGGUUGUUGGAGAGAGUGGUGUAGGUAAAACUGCUUUAACGCAGAGAUUUGUUCAAAAGCCGUUUUGCACAGACUUUUUGCCAACAAUUGGAAUAGAUUUUCAAUCUCGAACAAUUAAUCUGGAUGAUAAACAGUUGAAAUUAGUUUUUUGGGAUACCGCUGGGCAAGAAAACUUUCGAUCAUUGGUUAAUAAUUAUUUUCGAGGAGCGACUGGCGUACUAAUUUGUUUUGCGAUAACAAAUUAUGAAUCAUUUAAAAAUCUCAGUUACUGGCUGGAACAAGUCCAUCAGUAUUGUUCACUGGAAAUAGUUAUACUCAUUGUUGGAACGAAAUUAGAUCUUGAAUCUGAACGAUGUGUUUCUCAGGAAGAAGCAGAAUUAUAUGCUCAAUCAAAAAAUCUUCAAUAUAUUGAACUAAGUUCUAAAUCGGAUGAUCACGUUCAACAUUGCAUUGAAACUUUAUGCAAAUGUAUAAUUGCUAGAAGAGAUCGUUCAGAUACCGCAGUAACUUCAAUUACUCUCGAUAAAAAGCCAGAAAAAGAUUCAUCGAAAACCUUGAUGUGUUAUGACGCACAAACAUGUUCUUAG